AUAUCAACAGACUUAUAGACUUUUCAUAUCAGUAGAUUUUCGACUCAAAACUUACGUCAUAUCCACACAGGCGUUCUUGCUAACACAUAACGGAUCUUUACCCAAUUUCAUAACAAAAGCAAAACACUCCCUUGUACAUUUAAAUGCGAGAUACACCUUCACCGUCGUUAUCACGAAGUGCUCGAUCAACUGUUGCUAUUGCUGGUAGUAGUAAAAUUUUACUUGUGGUUUUUUCUUCCCUUUUUAAAUUAGUUCAUUCCCUCCCUAUUUUACACGAAGUUCUCGAUCAUAAUGAUUAUGCCGAUGUUCGUGGAGAAAAGUCAUUGACUCCAGAAGAGUUUUACCUUAAUUUGGUUACUUCUAUUUUCCUUGUUCUUGCCGGUGGGGUUUUUGCUGGUUUGACUUUGGGAUUAAUGGGUCAAGAUGAAGUUUAUCUUAAAGUCAUUGCCACUUCUGGUGAACCAAACGAACAAAAACAUGCACGUAAAGUGUUGCAACUUAUUGGAAGAGGUAAGCAUUGGGUUUUGGUGACCUUGUUGUUAUCUAAUGUCAUUACUAAUGAAAGUUUGCCAAUUGUUUUGGAUAAUUGUCUUGGUGGUGGAUGGCCAGCUGUUGUUGCUUCCACUGUUUCUAUUGUCAUCUUUGGAGAAAUCAUUCCACAAUCUAUUUGUGUAAGGUAUGGACUACAAGUUGGAGCAUUAUUUGCUCCGUUUGUCUUGGUGUUGAUGUAUAUCAUGUAUCCGGUUGCUUAUCCUUGUGCCAUGUUAUUGGAUCAUAUUUUAGGUGAAGAUCAUGGAACUGUUUAUAAAAAAUCUGGAUUGAAAACUCUUGUCACUUUACACAAAACCAUGGGUGUCGAACGUCUUAAUCAAGAUGAAGUUACUAUUAUUAGUGCUGUCUUAGAUUUAAAGGAAAAACCAGUUAGUUCUAUUAUGACUCCAAUGGAUAGGGUAUACACCAUGAGUGCCGACACCAUAUUGGAUGAGAAAACUGUGGAGGAAAUCUUCAAUGCUGGUUUCUCCCGUAUUCCAAUUCAUUUACCUAAUGAACCAAAUAAUUUCAUUGGCAUGUUAUUGGUUAGGGUUUUAAUCAGUUAUGACCCUGAAGAUGCUUUGCCUGUAGCUGCAUUCCCCUUGGCUACCCUUCCUGAAACUGCAUUGGACACUUCAUGUCUUAACAUUUUGAAUUAUUUCCAAGAAGGUAAAUCGCAUAUGAUUGUUGUUAGUGAACACCCUGGUGAGCCUGUUGGUGCCCGGGGUGUUUUGACAUUGGAAGAUGUUAUUGAAGAAUUAAUUGGUGAAGAAAUUGUUGAUGAAUCCGAUGUUUAUAUUGAUAUUAACAAGAAGAUUAAACGUAAACAACCAGGUCCAUUAUCGAAGAGAAACCUUACGUCCUACUUACAUACCUUGUAUCAAAGAAGUGCUCAAAACUCUAAAAGAAAUUCCUUGGAUUCAUCAUAUCAACCAGAUUUACGUGAACGAUUAUCCCAACCUCAAAUUAAUAACGUAAUUCAAACAACACCUAAAGAUAAUGUUAAACCAAAGAACCCUGCCCAAAAUCCAUUAGAAACUAACAAGAAAUUUGUUACUAUUAAAAAACCAGUUGAUCAGAAUACCUUGGAUAAUGUAACUAAAGCAGUUUCACCAGUACCGUUUGGAAGUAGUUCUGCCACUCCUGCCCCUGCAUCUACAUUACAACCAUCACAGGACGCAUACGGUGCUGUUUAUUCUACCGAAAAGGGUGCUCUUGUAGAAGCACAACGAAGAUCAUUUGAAGGCGAACGUUAUUCACACACUCAUGAAGACAAACGAGAUUUACCUCAUUACCACGUACCUAAUAUUGGUAGUCGCACCGCUAGUUCAAGUUCAGUUAAGAAGAACCCUGCAAGAUUUUUACUUCCAGAAGAGCGAGAAACUGAUGUUUCCGAGAUUCAUGAAGAAAGCCAUGGUAGACAAGAACACGAGCAUGGAGACCAUCAUGAUGAUCACGAACAGGAUGGCAUAAAACACUAUCAUGGAAGUCCUGAUCAUUCUCUAGUUUCUCCUGUGGGUAUUCCAACUACUGAAACUUCAUCUGCGGCGGGCUUAGCUAUUCCUCAAAGUCAAGAAUCAAGAUCGUACCGUACUGGUGGUAUAAUUGAGUCAGUGGUUAAUGUUCAGGGUGUUCACAAAACAAUCAUUGAGAAUGUGAGCGAUGAAGAACUUCAAUAUGAACAAAUGUUGCAUGAACGACAAUUAGCCAAGAAGAACUUUUCUACAGAUGACAUUGAUAAUGCCAUUCAGGAUGGAGAUGAGGAAAGUGAAGGGUUGUUGAAUAAUGGAAGAAGACAUUCUUCAGGCACUAAUGGGAAUGGAAGAAGAAUGAGUUUAUGGGAGAAGAUCAGAGGAGCUAGUCAAUCCCCUAGUGAACAUUAAGCCAUUUAGAGAGAGUAUUGAUUGGUGAUUUUACAUAAACUACGUUUUUUGUAUUUGUAAUUAUUGUUAAAUAGUAAUUGAAAUUAAUCAUAACAUUGAUAUCUUCG
Messenger RNA from Spathaspora passalidarum NRRL Y-27907, 2521 nucleotides. RefSeq lists its product as uncharacterized. The transcript has 2 exons. Gene Ontology annotation, biological process: magnesium ion homeostasis. The record is from RefSeq and is a predicted model, not a curated record. Gene Ontology annotation, cellular component: intracellular membrane-bounded organelle. NCBI's taxonomy places the organism in Eukaryota, Fungi, Ascomycota, Pichiomycetes, Serinales, Debaryomycetaceae. Bases 933 to 2414 code for a protein of 493 amino acids.